AUGCGAAGCGGUGGUGAGGCCUCUUCGAACCCGAACCCGUUCGACCCCGUCGACGUCGCCCGCGCCUCCCCCUACUUCCGCCGAAAUCACAUCGGCAAGGUAACCUGUACCCUAUGCAACAUCUACUGCAACGACGAGCACGCCUUUAUCAAACACCUCGCGGGGAAAACGCACUCCCUCGAGAUCGGACGCCUCGAGCAGCAAGAGCUCCGCAAGCAACGGCUUUCCGAGGAGGAUCGCCUGAACGAGGUGGCCGCGCAGCGCGCGAGGGCGAAUCAGCUGCUCCUCCAGCAGGCUGCGAAGCUCGGCAAAAGCAGCCGCGCGCCCCUCCCCGCGGCUUCCAUCACGGCGACUCCGAAUAUCCACGGCGGAGGGGGGGGCGGCCUCAACGGCAACGCCGGCGGGAGCGGGCAUCUCCCGGAAGGAGGGGGAGGGGGAGGGCGAGGGGGGCUGCUCGCGGUGCAAGGGCAGUACGGGGUUCCUGUCUACUCCUUUCGCACGGAGCACGACGCCAGGGGGCGGCAGACGCGGGUGUGGCUCACCUUUCACUUCGCGAACGCGGAGGAGGGAACGCGGCCGCUGCAUCGGUGGCUUUCCGCGCGUGAACAGGCGGUGGAGAAGGCGCCACCCGGCGAGGACGCGGAUUAUUUUGUGUAUUUGCUCGUCGCCUGCGAAGGAUACACGACGGCGGCGAUCAAAUUCCCGGCGAAGGCGACGCGAACGCAGGAAGGGGACCCUCGCGGGGCGGAGGCGUAUCAAUGCAGCUGGGAUCCACUCCAAAAGACGUAUUCGCUGUUUUUUGUGAUGAGUCGUUAG
Molecule: messenger RNA, 816 nt
Organism: Phytomonas sp. EM1
Lineage: Eukaryota; Euglenozoa; Kinetoplastea; Trypanosomatida; Trypanosomatidae
Source: the annotation of a GenBank genome assembly